AAAAUUACUCGUACAACCUUACUCCUUAGGUUAUUUUGACCGUUCAAUUCACGGAGUCACGGACCAUCUCUGGAAGCCGGAAAAUAGAAGAUAUGGGUGCUCGCUGCUGCGCAUUUUGGUGAAGAGUUGAAGACUGAAGUCGUUUGUGAGAAGGUCAAGGAUCACUAUCUAAAUGAGUUUUGCUAAUGGUAAUCAAUCAUCACCAUGCAGAUAUGACCCAUGCAGUCUUUUGUCUAGGAAUAUAUAUGGCUGCUUCUAGCCUCAAUAGAAGAUAGAUCUACAACUUCAUUCACUCGUUGAAACCAUAGACAAAACAAAAAGUCACGCUUGGCAGCGGGAAUGAUAGCAUCAACGGUGAAGAAGCCAUUGUUGGGACUCACUGUCCUAGCUUUCUCCAUCUUCAUAGCCAUCAUUUUGUUUCCUCCUUUAAAUCCCUUUUCUGACACCCUAUUUUCUCCCAAUUCUUUGCUACACGAAAGGCCAGAAAUAUGGAGUGCCCGAAGGCUCGUGGGAUGGCGGCCUUGCAAUUGGUGGAUUCAACAGAACUUUAAUGCUCUCCCAGAUGAGACCAAUGGUUAUAUCAGAGUGGAUUGUUAUGGUGGGCUCAAUCAGAUGAGGCGUGAUUUAUGUGAUGGAGUUGGCGUAGCUCGUUUACUUAAUGCAACUCUUGUUCUGCCCAAGUUUGAAGUCGCUGCAUACUGGAAUGAAUCAAGUGAAUUUUCAGAUAUAUUUGAUAUCGAUUAUUUCAUCAAACAAUUGAACGGAUUUGUUAAAGUGGUAAAAGAUCUUCCUACAGAGAUUGCUUCAAAGGAACCUUUCGAAGUUGAUUGCAGAAAACGGAAAGGCCUAUUUGACUACGUUGAAAGUGUUCUUCCUUCUCUUUUGGAGCAUCGCUAUAUUGCUAUCACACCUGCAAUGAGUCAAAGGAGGGAUAGGUAUCCUCUCCAUGCAAAAGCUGCAUUUUGUCAAGGUUGUUACAACGCCUUACGUCUCGUAGGCUCACUUGAGAAGAAAGCUUCUGAUCUUCUACAAACCAUCCCAAAACCCUUCUUGUCCCUCCACCUCCGGUUUGAACCAGACAUGGUGGCUUACAGCCAAUGUGACUAUCCGAACCUCUCCCGCUCUUCCACAAAAGCUAUAGAGGCUGCCCGAAGUGACAGAAAGCCAUGGACAGGAGAAUCUGCCCGGAUUUGGAGAAACCGGGGGAAGUGUCCCCUCACUCCAAAUGAAACCGCAGUUAUCCUUAAAUCCCUUUCUAUCCCCAGAAACACAACCAUCUAUUUGGCGGCAGGCGAUGGUUUGAUGGAGAUUGAAGGGCUUAAAUCGGUCUACACGAACGUGGUGACCAAAUCAGCUCUUAUCAGCAGUGAAGACUUAACAAAGAUGCAUGGGAACACGAAAGCCGCACUCGAUUAUUAUGUGUCGAUUAACAGUGAUGCUUAUGUGGCUACUUAUUUUGGGAACAUGGAUAAGAUGGUGGCGGCGAUGAGGGCAUUCAAGGGGUUGGAUAGGACAUUGUUCUUGAACAGGAGGGAUUUUUCUAUGUUUGUUUCUCAGGGCCUUGUGGGGAAGGAGUUGGAAGAUGUCAUUUGGAAGGUUCACAGGGAUGAUUAUGUGAUGGGGAAGGGAUCUGCAUUGCCAGACUGCUUCUGUGAAGAAAAACUUUAAACUAUACCCUAAAUUUCACUUUUAUUUGUUAUUUAAUCGAUUUUGUUUCCAAUGAGCAUCUUGCUCAUUUUCCUUUUAGGCCCAAUAGUGUAUUUAGUUGACUAUUGAAGUUUCUGCAGAAAAGUUGCUAAAGGCAAAAAGAUUAAAACAUAGAGAGAUCAUCCAAGUAAAGUGCCAAAAAACAGUGCCACAAACUACUCAUGGUUCAGACAAAGCACUACAUAAAACACUGA
Molecule: messenger RNA, 1901 nt
Organism: Cuscuta europaea
Lineage: Eukaryota; Viridiplantae; Streptophyta; Magnoliopsida; Solanales; Convolvulaceae
Source: the annotation of a GenBank genome assembly